AGGCAUUCUACUUCAUGAAGAAAUCUUCUUUGAUAAUGUAGUUUUCCCCACACAAACCCAGGAGCCUGUUGCUUUCACCUAAGAAGGCGACUAGUUCCCUAUUGUUUCCAUGUUUUUGAGUUCGAUAAUUUGUUUUCAUCUUUGAUGUUUCUCCUCCGACCUACAGAUCUGUCUCCCUAGAUUGUUCCUCCUUGUGAAUUCAUAAUUCUUGUAUUUUUUUGAAGAGUUGCAAGCGAUCGAAGAAUGGGAUCAACAAGAUGAGUUCAGGCACACAGCAGGUUUCUCCCUUGAAAAAGGGGCGCGUGGAGCUGCGCAUUACCGAGUAUACUGGCACAUCUACGUCGUCGUCCACAGGGUUGCUUCACUCCCCUGGCCGCCAGGACAACCAAGACUUCAAGUCUAGACUACAGCUCUUCGGUUGGGGCGAUAAUUCUUCGAAGCAGAGACUACAUCAUGAACAAGAUGACAAAGCACGAGGUGGACUUGGUCUUGGACAAGAAGCUGGUGUUGAGAUGAACAAGGACACCCAGCAGAUGAGUCAACUACAUGUCCUUCACCAUUUAGCUGGUAAUGCCGAAGCUACGCUUUUCCUCAAAAGUUGUUCCAAGAAUAGGCCUUUUUUCGUUGGUCGCAACUUGCUAUUUCGCGAAGAAGACGAAGAAGCGGAAGAAUUCUCUCAGCCUACAGCAAUAGACUUGGAUGAGUUUCAAAACGUAAAAGUUGCUGCUCUAGGCUGCGGCGAUCAACACUUUCUGGCCUUGACAGAAGAAGGUCUGGUUUUCAGUUGGGCCUGCAGUAACGAGUUCGGGCAAUGCGGACGUGGGGUAGUGAGCACGAAGAAGAGUUUGCCUAAUUUGGUUCCGUUUUCUACAUCAGCGUGGACAAGACCUGCUGACGCUGGAACGACAACUUCUACUUCUAGUGUAGCACUACAACAUGAUCAUCAAAGGACUAGUGCUGGUCCUGGUCCAUCAUCAACUACACCGCUAAAGAAUGCUUUGUCUGCUUCUUUAGGCCUACUUGGUUCCGAACUCCACUUCACGAAUCGAGCGUUUAGAGCAAAACAAGUCGCUUGUGGUGAGAAUCAUUCCCUCAUCUUAACCGAAGCAGGUGAAGUCUUUGCUUUUGGCAGUAAUGUUUUGGGUCAGUGUGGAGUGUACUACUCGACGUCAGACUUGAAAACCGGGAUUCAGAGCUACGCAAAAACCCCAGGAAACGAGAGUUCUAGCACGCGAGGAGUGAUCUUGAACGAGACGUUGACGCCGAAUUUCUACGUGUUGGAAGAUGGAGUGGACGUCAUGAAAGAUGGGAAUGGGAAUGGAGGCACCUCAAACGCUUCUGGAGGACGUGGUGGAGCUCCUUUAACAUCAGGUAUAUCAUCGCCACCCCUAACGAUCUCAUCUCCAGUCCGCGUAGAGGGCAAACUAAAUGCUAUGCCAGUGCGCCAGAUUGCGUGUGGCAGACAGCACAGUCUAGCUGUGACAAUCAGUGGUACGGCCUUGAGUUGGGGCAGCAAUAAGCGUGGACAGUUGGGGAACAGAAGUGCAGGUGGAGGUGGUGCAAGUGGACGGCCAAGAAGUAGUUCUACGAACAAUGGUUCGUCUUCACUUUUGAACAAGGAGAAGACCACCACGGCCUUUUUUCACCCUGUCGUCGUGGAUCUGCCGUCUUCUUGUCGUCUCGUUGCUGGUGGCGGUCAGCAUUCUGCGUUCGUGUUGAAGACUGGACAGCUGUUUUUGUGUGGAGACAACUCCAAUGGACAAUUGGGCCAGAGUGUGGAGGAUGUCUUCUCCAGUGCAAUACCCUUAGAGGUGCUAUUCGGCAAAGCCUACGACUUGCAAGUGCGCGCAGUCUCAUUAGGAGACAGGCACUCCGUCGCAGUUUCGCUUGAUAGCAGGAUAUUUGCAUGGGGUCGCAACGUGGAGGGACAAGUGUUGGGGAUGAGCAAGGAAGUCAGUAGUUCACCUGCAGCGGUAGUGGAAGACGAAGAGGAUGUAGAGCGGGAAAUCGACGAAGUUCUCUCUCCGAGACUCAGUGGGUUGAAGUUGGAUGAAGAUGGAAAGGCACCUGAAGCUAUGUUGAAGCUUGCUGCAGCAAAUGUUGCCUCCAAGGAGAAGGAUGACGAUGACGUAAAAAUGGGUUCGGACAGUAACCCUGUAAUAUCGUCUUCAUCAACCUACGUCGUAGCACCAGAUGAAGACAACGUAAGCGUGGACUACGUCGAAGCGCCUGUGCACGUGCCUUUAGAGGCUUUGUGCAAACCGGAUACAUUGAUGAUCCGAGAAGUCUUCGCAGUAGCUGAUCAUACAAUUGUAGUGGCAGAAGUUGUGGCGGAGCACGACCAGCAGGGUACAGGGUCAGCAGGUUCAACAACACGUGGUCGUGGAGGUGUAGGUGCUGCUACAAACAUUCGAGCUACCGCACCUGCUAGUUGUAUGGUUCCAGGAGGCGAGCAGGAGGAAAUACAAGAACAAGGUAAAUCUCCUACAACAUUAUCUGCUAGACCUAAAAGACUGGCAGGCGAGGAACCUGAUGGCAAAAGACGGCGCAUCGAUGGCCACGAUCGAUUAUCAUCGUUCGAUGCAGCAGCCGCGGAAGAUUUUAGAGCCUUGGCAAAAGAAGCGCUUAUUUCUGCGAUGUCGUCUUCGUCACGUGCUGGGGAUCAACCUGGGUCUGGGGAUCAGAACAGCAAGCAAUCAUCUCCAGUUCAGGACCUCGGCAGCAAAGAACAAUCAACUUUGAUGUCAGCAGACAAACAAGUUGUAGACGCUUUUUUAGCGGCAUCUCAAGACCCGAGCUCAGUGCCGCAAAAAAGGAAAACGCCACCAGCAGAACUGCAGGAUAUCGAGGAUUUGUUUGUACGUCGUCCUAGUCGUGGGAAAAGCGAAGGUGGUCGGUCGUUAAGAGGUUCUUUUGCCUCGACUAGUAGUGGAGGUCCUGCUUUGGUAAAACAAGAAGAUAUUUUUCAUCCAGCCCCAAGUCGUGUUUUCCAACAUCAGCAAUCAACAUCGUCGUUGUCGGCCCCAGCUGAAGAUCCUGGUGUCUUCGGUGGAGCCACUUCUUCAGAGUUGAUUCCUGCGUCUUCAGGUGGUCUAGUGUUGACAAAUUUUCAACCUGCUGUUGCAGAAGUUGCUGCAUCGAGUUGUUCUGCCAACCAGCUAGAAGGAUCCCUCCGACCUCUCGCAGCAGCCCGAUCCGAAAGUGAGCGCUUUUUGCCUCGUGAGCAUUCCAGAGGAUGCACAAGCGAACAAGCAGAAAGCAUCAAGCUGCACAAAGCGGCACAGCGAACGAGCAAAAAGUUAACACUGUUGGGCAAUGCGGACAAUAUUGCUUUCUACAGUCUAGACAAUAGCUUCUUUCACAAUGCUGCAGCGACGUUGGCUUAUCCUGGCAGGGAAGUGCUUUUCCAUGGCUCUGGUCUUCGAGGCGUGAAUGUCCAGCUUGGAACCGAGCAUGGAGGUGCAGCAGUUGGAUCUACUUUCAAAGCUCCUCUAGGAGGUUCAUCAUUUUUCCCAGCUUCUAUCCUCCCUCAAAAACUCCUCGAAGAGACAAAAACCUUUCAAGCCGCGCUUCUAGGCGCUUUCUCUUGUCCUUCGGUUUUGAGUUGCUGCUUCGUCUUCAAGGGUUUGCAGUUGCCGAAGAUCGACGUGGAUGGUUUCAUUUCUGGCACUGCACAAGUCUGGAAUUUGGCGUCGGCAGCGAGACAUUUGAUGCUUGCAGAGGAUUUAGAUUUGGCGUCGCCUCCUGGAGGACCGUCGCCAAGAGUUAACGCGCCUAGUGAUGAAGCUAAAAAGAGCAACAAGCAGCACGAAUCUUCUCCAAACACCCAACAGCAAGAAGAGGAUGUGGAGAUGAUAUCCCGCAUGGACGCUAGAAUAGUGACAUCACCAUUGGAUCGCGUCGUUGAGGACGACGAAGCAGUCGAGCCACUAGGAAGAAAGCAGUCUGCGCAUUGUCACUUCGCGGAGGCGUUGGUGGAAGAGAAGGAUGUUGAAGAUGCUGACCCUGACGUUGUACCGGAGACUGUUAUUGGUUCAUCAAAGCCUUCUGAUGUUCAAAGUACAACUAGUAGGGCAGCAGAAGCUAAGUGGCGUCAGGAUUGGGAGAAGAACGUGCAAUUGCUAGAGCGCACUGUGUUUGACCAGUGGUUACUGAGUGUGCAAGCUGGCUUGGAAAAGAUGCAACCUUCCAAUCUAGUUCAUCGAGACCAGUUGAGACCAUUGGUCUUGUACUUGCUGUCUCCUGUCUGGCAGGCAGCUGGCGCAGUGUUGGCAGUCGACGAUGGCGAAGACGCGGAUGGAGGUGAUCAUCACGGCAAAGAACACUUAAGGACUGGAGCAGGAGGCAACAUCGGCAUGAUCGGCGGUCCUGCAGCAGUGUCUUCGCGCGCUGGCAGUAUCCUCGGAGGUGGAGGUGGUAUUUGGGUAGGUGGUAGGAUUCCUAGUUUGGUUGAUAUUACUCGAAGAAGCAAAACUGGAUCUAUGUCAAGAUCGGGGAGCAAUGCGGUUGUACAUCAUCUAGAGGAGCAACAAGUGAUAGAGCUGGAUCGAGAACAAAGCCAGGGAGAUCUGACACGAGACACCACAGGGGUGACAGGUAGCAGCGACGCAGGUGGAGUUGGACCAACUCAACAAGUAGAGCAGGGGGAGAAGAACGAGGACAACGGGAACAAGUCUGUUCUUGGAUUCAGCGGGGACACACCUGCACCUGUAUGAAGCGAAAAAGUGUACUCAUCCUCAAGAAAGUAGGCCCCUUCUAAGUAGGAAAAAGCCUCUUUUCUUGAGUAUGAGUACGCUUUUUCCUGUCAUAACCUGGAGGCGACAAUGAUGUCCGACCUGCACCUGGAGGCGACAAUGAUGUACUGGUAACGAAAAAAACCGAGGAAUUGCGUUCACACUUUGAAAGUAUUGAAAAGAGACGUGAAGACGCUCUGAUCGCGGUGUUCAAAUUGCUGCUGAAAACCAUUAUGUGGCUACCUAAAGCAGCGAAGAGAGAGUUCUUGAACAUCAUGUCCCAAGAGUUGACUGCUGCAGCGUUUGAAUCCAGAUUACUGGCUAAUCUGCACAGGAUGGCAAGCAUCAUCUUCUUCAAGCCUGGACACUUCAAAGAGCGUGCAGUCCAUACGGGCGAUGGACGCGAAGCCUACGUGCUGAACAUCGACGAGACUGUCUGGUACUUGGUGCAGUUGUUUGACAUGGUGUAUGUUGCGGCAUUGCCCUACAUGCACAGGGGGAAAAUCAAGCGAGAAGCGUUCCAUUUGAAGCUUCUGUUAGAAGAAAAACCAGGAAUAAAUGUGAGAAACACUGGCACUGCUGGAGGAAGUGAAAGAGCUACAACUGGCAGUGAAAGAACAACAACCGGUUCAGAAGGUGCUAAUACUGUAGAUCAACAACAAGGUGGGACCGCUCCUACAGGAGGAGCAAAUGGUAACUUAGCAGGUGCCGGAGCGACUGGACAAGGGGCAGCUGCACCAGGUGCAGCUGCCUCUUCCUCAGGUGCCGGUGGCAACAAUCCUAGAAGUCGAAAUCUUCAUCGUAGCCCUUCUUCGGAAUCAGGUGGUCAAAUGAACGAAGGUGGGCCGCCUUUAUCUCCUACCCUCGUGCCUCCAGAAGCAGACCUCUACAUGUUCUCGCAGUAUUGCAGGAAAAAGGCACUUUCUCUCAAAUCUAUCGACGAUGCCUGCUUCGACUUCGACAAGAAGAAUCAAUUUUGCGGAGUCCCGCGGUCGAUAAUGAGCUUCAUCGCGCAUCCGCAUUUGUGUCCUACGCGGUACAAACAGAGGGUCUUAGAGGUGGAAAACAGUAUGAUGCAUCAGAUAGCGGCCCAGCAUUCGAUGCAGAGAGGGGUGUUGAUGAACUUGGCGACCGGAGCAGGAAUGCUGAACCCGCAAACGUUGACGAGGGAUGCGGUAAUAUGAUGCUUUUUUCAACAUUUCCCUUUCUUUGCUCGACUGUUGGAAAAAAUUGAUUUAUUUAUACUUACAACUGUUACAACUGUAAGUGUAACAGAUGACUUCUAUAUUAUUUACCCUUUGGGACCGAUCCAGGAAAAGAUCCGAAAAAUCUGCGUGGGUCUGAAUGUUCCUGUUACAACAUUGAACAAACAUUGCAAGAACAUGAUCUUCACCACAGAUAAUGCAAAUGGUCCACUUCGUACUCGAAGUGCGACGCGACCAUCUUGUCCACGACGCUUUCCGUAUCCUCGAGUCCGCUGGAGAAGACUUACUUAUAAGGCCCCUAAAGGUCAAGUUCACCGGUGAAGAGGGUCUGGAUGAUGGCGGGCUCACGAAGGAAUUUUUUCGGCUGUUGUCUAGUGACAUAUUCUCGCCAGCGUAUGGGAUGUUUCAGGAGGUAGUACCAUUGAUCAUCAUUUGAUUUCCAGCUUGAUGAUGAACUUGAUCAUCGUCCACGACUUGAUGCAGCAGAAGGAGGUCCUUGAUGCAGCUUUAGUGCUGCUACGCAUAUUAGGCUUUUAUAAUCCACCUAGGAGGAUUACGUCAUGUUGAUCACUUCGUCUAAGUACUCAUACUCAAAAGAAACACAGCUCCUUCUCCUCAGGUCGAAGGCACUCGCGCCAUUUGGUUUAACCUGUCUGCGUUUGACGUUGGCCUCACUGAAGGCGAUUUCCGUUCGGUCGGCAAGAUCAUUGGCUUAUCCAUCUACAACAAUGUCCAAGGCAUUAACAUGAACUUUCCACGCGUUUUUUUCAAGAAGUUGGUCGGGGAGCCUGUGACCAGACCGGAUUUGGAGCAGAUCUACCCAUCGUAUGCCACGAGCAUAGACGCGAUCCUCCAUUGGCGACCUUCUCCACCUGACGUGAAUGUUCAAACAGCCAAUGAGCAGUUUGAGGACAUCUUUUGUUUGGAUUUCUCAGUGUCGUACAAAAACGCGUUUGACCAAGACAUUACGGUGGAGCUGAUCGAACAUGGCCUGCAGAAGAACGUAAACUACGAAAAUCGAGAGCAAUUCGUAGAACUGCUGACCGAAUAUCUGCUGGAAAAGCAAGCUGCAAAGUUGUUUGAACCACUGAAGGAAGGUUUUCGGCAGGUUUGCAACAACGCUCAUUCCGCUAUCGCAAACACCCUGUUUUCUGACGAAUUGUCCCUGUUGAUCUGUGGAGAGAGGGUUUAUGACUUCGAUGCCUUGCGUGCUGGCACCACGUACGUGGGAUUCUCACCAGAAGAUCCGUACAUCAGACAAUUUUGUUAAGGGUACAAGAAUAUUAUUUUUACAGAGUAGUUUAUAGCGCGCAUGGUGCAUGGAGCGCAGAGCUUUAAGGGGCGCAGGAAGCUCCCCCUUUAGCUCCAUGCUACUCCAUGUGAUCCAUGCACUCCAGGCCAUGCGAGCUGUGAGACCUUAUAAAUUGCUCUGGAAUAUGAGACCCCCCAUUUAUUUCAGAGUCAUCUUGGUCCUCCCGUUUUCUUUAAAGGGACGAAAACGAGGCCCAAGAUGCUGCUGCUGAGGACGGAUUUUUUUCAUUAUAGUUCUAAUUUUGGUCUGUUUUGCGCAAUUAUCCCUUGGAACUGAAACGUGAUUUUUUGGACUUUGUCACGGGGUCUGACAUCCCUCCAAUGGGAGGAUUGAAGGAAUUGAAGUUGAAGAUCCACAAGAAUGGGGACGAACCGACUACGAGGCUUCCAACCAGUCACACCUGCUACAACAUUUUGUUGUUGCCGCAUUACUCGAGUAGAUCGAAGCUGGACUACCUUUUGCGCAUCGCGAUAGCGAACGCAGAAGGGUUUGGGAUGGAGUGAGCUCCGUCAACCCUGAAGAUGCCAUAGUUAGAAGAAGUGACCUAACCUAUGACAACGAUGUACUACAACCUGAACAUGUUCUACAAGAACAUUUCACUUUUUGAGAAUUCAACAAGAGCAUGAACUCACUAUGUAUAUUACUAUAAUAUUUAUUAAUAUCGUCAUACUAUUACUAUAUUUUUUAUCAACAUCAUAAUUUUCAUCCACACGCACGAGGUGCAUGCUCCUCUGGAUAACUGAAGGAC
Molecule: messenger RNA, 7998 nt
Organism: Amoebophrya sp. A25
Lineage: Eukaryota; Dinophyceae; Syndiniales; Amoebophryaceae
Source: the annotation of a GenBank genome assembly